Molecule: messenger RNA, 6453 nt
Organism: Entrophospora candida
Lineage: Eukaryota; Fungi; Glomeromycota; Glomeromycetes; Entrophosporales; Entrophosporaceae
Source: the annotation of a GenBank genome assembly
AUGCCCAAUGAUAAUAACAACAAUAAUGCAAGACAACAAUUCAGACAAGCUCCAGUACAAAAUAAUCCACGUCAAUUUACGGAAGAAGUUCAAAAACAACAGCAAAUACUAUCUAAUAAUUUCAGCUCUUCUCAAUUAUCUUACGACGGUAGUGAUAAAAUUGUGUUUCUUAUGGAAAGCGAUAUUUAUGAAAAUACUUGGAGAAGAAAAGUUCGGAAGAGACUAGAAAAUCAACAUCAUAUAAGACGUUUUGUUAAUUCAUGUCUUAUAGAUACUGACAAAAAUGGCAGUGAUAUCGAAGAAUUGGUCACUGGAUUAGGGAGUUCUGAUGGGUUGAACAGAAUUCGUGAAAUCGUGAUGUUUGAAGUAUCAGUUGAUGCGGGUUUACAAUCUAAUGUGGCUUCAUAUCAAAGAGUCAUUUUGCCAUUUUUAGCUCUAUUAAUCCGUUCAGGAAUAAUUAAUUCUGUUUAUGAAACUAAAAUUCAUGCAAUAUAUUCUGUUAUUUGUUCAAAUAUGGAGCAAUUUAUUGCUGAAAAAGUUAUCACUAUGUUGGAAAUAAUCGUUGAAAGAAAUUCCUUGGUAGACAAUCGUGACGCAAGAGAGAUCAUUUUCAAUGACGAUCCAGAUUCUUUUAUACCAACUUCGAUUGGUCAAUUCUUUUUGGUUAUAGUCAGAUUGUUAAAUCAACUUCUUAAGCGUUUCAAAAAUCUUUCUAGCGAUCCUGUCAUGUUUAAAGUUUAUGACAGAUUAGAAGUUGCAAUAACGAAAUGGAAAUCUUCUUUCCAAUCAAGGACUUCAAUAAUUGAUACGCACGAUCCUAUUGCUACUAAUCCGGAUAAACCAACCAAAUCUACUACAACAGCACAAAGUUUCUUUUCAAAACUUUACAAAGGAAUUGGAUUAAAAAUUGAUUCUGCGAGAACUUAUGAUCCACCAGGCGAUCUUUCAAAUGAUGGUCCAAGACACAAUAAUGACCAUAGUGAUAUUACAAAAAUAUCAAUUAUACCAACAAAAGAAGAAAUAUUAUGUAAUCGAGAGCCAUUUUUGCCAGAAGUAAUACAAGAUGCACAACACUGGUUACCUCAUGGUCCAGAACGUCUUCUAGACAUUAGGUUUAGAUUGUUACGUGAGGACAUGUUAUCUCCGCUUAGAAAUGGAAUAUGUAGUUUUAUUAAUACGCUUAAUGAAUUCACAAAAAAUAACGAUGCUCGUUUGAAAAGAUUUCGUGAAAAUGGUAGAUUUAAAGAUGAAAAUAAUAAAAUAGAUAGCGGCGAUCUUCAUUUAUACAACGAUAUCAAAUUCACUAGUAUAAAUGUUGAUAAAAAACGUGGUCUUUUAUGCAAAGUUGCUUUUCAACAACCACGCAUGAGAUCGGCAAAAACUGAGAAAGAUAGGCAACAAUAUUGGGAAAAAAGUCAAAAGUUAAUGAACGGUAGUUUAGUUUGUUUGAUAUGGCCAAUGGAUGACGUGACUAUGUUAAAUCGAGUAACAACAAGAAUAAAUGAAAUUGAUAAUCAAGAACCUGUUAAUAAUAAUUACGAGUUAUUUUUUGGUACUGUUGCAACACAACCAACUGGUGUCUAUUUUGAAUCUUAUUUUCAUAUUUUAAAGACUCUUCAAGCUAUCGAUCCUAAAACAAUGCCGUUUACAAAUUAUUUGGCAUCGAUUCCAACUGAUAAAGAUAAUAAAAAAGUUGGAAUUCCAACUUAUGCAAGUGCCCCUUCGUUUCAAUUUGAUUUGUCGGUUUUACUUACACCUAAAAAUCGAAAUCGAAACCUUCGUUUGAAUGUCACAGACAAAAAAAGUCAUGAUCAUGUAAUUAAUGAACUUAUUCAAUAUAGCUCAUUAGAUGAUACGCAAGCGGGUGCUCUUGUAUCAUCACUUUCUAAAGAAGUCGCGUUGAUUGAAGGUCCACCUGGAACAGGAAAAUCAUAUGUUGGUGUUCAAUUAAUGAGGGUUCUUCUUGCGCCUCAAAAUCGCGAAGCAACUAAAUUAGGUCCAAUUUUGACAAUCUGUUUUACAAAUCACGCACUCGACCAAUUUUUAGAGGAUCUCUUUAAAGCCGGAUUAGAUAAUUUCGUAAGAUUAGGAUCUCGUUCAAAAUCUGAAGUAAUUAGAGAAUUUAAUCUUGAGGAUAUUGUUCGUAAUAGACCAAAAACUCCUCGUGAGCGAUAUUUAUUAGCGCAAGCCCACAAAAAACUUGAUGAAAUAAGAGACAGCGUUAAUAAGAUUAAUGAUCAACUGAACUCACCACGGCUUACUUGGAAAAAUGUAGCAUCAUUUUUGGUAGAUGAACAUCAUGAAUUUUAUUCAAAAUUUAAUAGGAAGCCAGACGAAAUACCGAGUUUUCUCCUUGAUACUUACAAUGUUAAACACAGCCCACAUGAUGAUGAAGAAUGGCAAACUCAGGAUAAAAAAGGCCGUCGCAUUAAUAGACAUUGGUUCGAACAGUGGUUAAGUGGCACUGAUCUUCAAAAAGCACGUCAACAUAAAGCUCGUUUAAAUCAACCCGACAAAAAUGCAAAUGGCAAGAAGAAAGCCACACACAAUCCUUUUACUGUUCUCGAAGAUCCUAAUAAUCGUGAUGGUGAUAAUGAUGAUGACCAAACGGAUCAGUACUUUAUCAGUUAUCUUAUAGACUGGACUGAACCAAAAAGGGAUAGGAAUUUGGAAGAAUUACUACAAGACACAAAUAUCUGGCGAAUGUCACAAAAAGAAAGAUUGACCUUGCAUGAUUUUUGGAAGCAAGAAAUAAAUAAAGAGCUGACUGAAGAAUUAUCUAAUUUACAACGUCAAUACAAAGAAAGUGCAAAAGAGCUGGAAAGGAUUUUUGAUCAAGGCAGAAAAUUGGUCUUGGAUAAAUGUGAUAUGAUUGGAAUGACAACUCAUGGUGCUGCGAAAUAUCAGUCUCUCAUAAAAUCUGUUAAUCCGAGAAUAAUUGUUUGUGAAGAGGCUGGCGAAGUACUGGAGCCACAUAUCUUGAGCUCUUUAUCGCCGUCUACACAACAUUUGAUACUUAUUGGGGAUCAUAAUCAAUUAAGACCACGUUGUGCCACAUAUAACUUGACAAUGGAUUCAAGAACUGGAGUAAAAUAUCAAUUGGAUAAAAGUUUAUUUGAAAGGCUUGUGCAUGGUGAUAAUGCAAUGAAGCUGGAAAAGUCACAAUUAACUACUCAAAGGCGAAUGAGAGCCAAGGAAAUAUCUGAUCUUGUAAGAAGAGCAUUAUAUCCAAAUCUCGUGGACCAUGUUGAUACCAAGAAAUACGAAAAUGUUCGUGGAGUACAACGUAAUGUCUACUUCCUUGAUCAUAGACACCAAGAGGAUGUUGAUCUUAAUGAACAUGCAAUAAGAUCGCAUUCAAAUAAAUAUGAAGUUGAAAUGAUUGUGGAAAUGGUGAAAUAUUUUGUAAGGAAUGGUUAUACAAGUGAGGGAGACAUUGCAGUUUUAACUCCGUAUCUUGCUCAAAUGAUCAAGAUAAGAGAUGCAUUAAAAAAAAAAUUUGUCGUGCUUUUGGACGAGAGAGAUGAGAAAGAAAUUUCACUUAUGACUGAAGAAGAUAAUGAAGGAAGUGAGAAUGCACAUGAGGAAUCCUCUUUAUCGGAUACUCAAAGGUUUCAAGUUGCAACAAAAAAAGAUUUAAAUCAAAAGGUUACUUUGAGAACUGUCGAUAACUUUCAAGGUGAAGAAGCAAAGAUUGUCAUCAUAUCACUUGUGCGUAAUUCUCUCAAUUCAGGCGAAGAAAUAAGUGGUUCCAUUGGAUUUUUAAAAUCUACAAAUCGUACAAAUGUUUUACUUUCACGUGCAAAACAUGGAAUGUAUUUGCUUGGUAAUGCUGAUCUAAUGUCAACAGGUUCUGAAAUGUGGAAAACUGUUGUAAACAUUCUAAGAUCUCGCGAACAAGUUGGAACCGGAUUUCCUAUUGAAUGUAAUAUGCAUAAAUUUUAUAAGAACGUGAUAACAGAAGCGAAACAAUUUGAAGAAGUUUCACCAGAUGGUGGAUGUUUUGAAACUUGUAAACAACAAUUACCUUGUGGUCAUUCAUGUCCAUACAAAUGUCAUUCCGAUGAUCCCGAGCACGUUACUGUUUAUUGUAAAAAACCUUGCGCAAGAAUGCAUCGAGAGUGUGGACAUCCAUGCUCUAGGUUAUGUGGAGAUGAUUGUGGUUCGUGUAAAUUUGCAGUUGGUGAUAUUCUUUUGCCAUGUGGGCAUAAUUAUAGGGACGCCAAAUGUGAUCAAGAACGUAAUAUCACAUCUGUUCGAUGCCGAAAAAGAGUUCUUCGUCGUCUAGUUCAUUGUGAACAUGAACAAUCAGUAGAGUGUUGGAAAAAUCUUUCUGAUGUUGAUUGUAUGCAAAGAUGCGGCUCAUUUCUGCCAUGUGAGCAUGUAUGUGAAUCUAAAUGUCACGAGUGUCAGAGAAGAUCAGCGAAAGCAGGCGAAAAUACUUUGAAUGCAUUAACCGGUGUGCAGGACAUUGUUAGAUCACAUCACGCACCUUGUAAAAAGAUUUGUGAUAGCAACCAAUUCUGUGGGCACAUCUGUAAAGAAAGUUGUCAUAAGGGCAAAGUUUGUCCAUUAUGUAAAGAUUCUUGCAAUAUUUCGUGUCGACAUUCUAAAUGUAAACUCAAAUGUUCUGAACCAUGUGCAGCAUGUGCAGAGCCUUGUGAUUGGGAAUGCGAACAUCAAGGUCAAUGUAAUUUGAGUUGCGGUGCUCCGUGUUCAAGAUUACCUUGUAAUGAAAAAUGUCGUAAAAGAUUGGAAUGUGGAUGUGAAUGUUUCGGUGUUUGUGGUGAAACAUGCCCGUCAAAAGAAUAUUGUAUUAAUCACGCAUCGGAUAAUGUUAAAAGACAAGUUGCGGAUAUGGUGAUGCAAAGUACUUUUGAGGAUGUAGAUUGGAAUGAAGAGCGUAUGAUAGUUUUAGAGUGUGGUCAUGUUUUUACAAUGGAAUCAAUGGAUGGUCAUAUGGAAAUGCAAGAUUUCUAUGAAGGCGAUUCACAAGGUUGGACAGCAAUUAAACCAAUCACACAUCAACCUCGUAAAAUCAAAGUAUGUCCUAAUUGUAGAGCGCCAAUUAAAAAUAUUCAUAGAUAUGGUAGAGUGAUAAAGAAGUUUACUUUGGAUGUUCAAAACAAGAAAUUUUUAAUGACUUAUGAAUUGAAAUUGAAGACACAAAAAGAUCGUCUAGAAAAUAGCAUUAGAACACUUGAAACAAAUAGGGCUAAAUUCCUGGAAAGCAUAAUUAAAAAUUGUACUAAUCCUAUAAUAAAUUAUCAAACUAAAAAUGAUAAUAAAAACUAUCGAUUUGACGCUAAUGAAGUUACAAGCUAUGAAAAAUUUGGUAAUCUCGAGGCUUAUUCAAUUGCUGCAUCACAGGAAUCCGAUUGGAAAAAACAUGUUAAAUAUUUAUUGGAGAUCUAUAAAGAAUUAACAUCAAUAAUAUCUUCAACAAAAACCCCACCGCAUAAAUUGGCAUUUGAAGCUGCUGUAACAAAUUUAUAUAAUGAAAAAUCAAAAUCACAACCCAAUUAUGACGAUUUGAUAAAAAAUUUUGAAUCAGGCUUGAAUCUUGGAGUUGCUAAUACAGCACGACAGAAGCAGCAAAAAUUACAAGAAACGCUACAACAAGUUGGAAUACCUACUCCACAGAUUGAUAAAAGAUUAUAUUUGGAAGCCUUUUUUGAAAUCUUGAAUGCUCAGAAUUUGAUGCUUAAAGAAGUAACUUCAAUUAUAACUGAACUUAAUAACUCAGUUUCCAAUGUUUCCAAUGAAAAUAGAACAAAAUCGCGAAAUGCUUGGCUAAAACUUCAUAAAGCUUUAAUUAAGUCACGGAAACGACACAUUAACGAAAUAAUUGUUACAUCAGAUCUUUCCAAAUCCAAAAAAAUGAAUGCAUUGGCUCAUCUAGAAUCGUUGGAGUUUGAAUGUUCUAUAGCCAGGUUCGAAUUAAGAAAUCCAAAACAAAGAUCAAUGACCAAAAAAAAACAAGAGAAAUUGUUAGAUAAAUGUAAAAGUUUACGUAAAGAGUGUGAUACAAUUACAAAUAAUAAGUUAUUCAAGAUGCAAAAUAUGGACCAUUUUGUAGGUCAAUGUAUUGAGAGAAUUAAUAAAAUUCUAAAAGAUAUAGAUGAAAUUGAAGAGGUGGCAGCGAAGGCUGGUCUUUUGACAAGAGAAGAGAAGAUGGAAAUUCAUAGAGCUAUGGCUAGCGAAUUUAGAGGAUCUGGUCAUUGGUAUCAAUGUCCCAAUGGUCAUCCUUAUACUAUUGGAGAUUGUGAAUGUGGUGAAACAAUUGGUGGAGCUUCUCAUGUUCUUACUGCAACCAAUAGACUAGAUAAUGAAUUUGAAUCUAUGGGUAGUAAUACUAAUACUACUCCUCGAAAUUUCAGGGCUAGAUACCACAAUAGAAAGAAUGCUCUUAAAAACACUAAGCUAACAGCAAGUAACACACCAGUAGCAUAG